Messenger RNA from Pteronotus mesoamericanus, 3049 nucleotides. RefSeq names its product phosphoribosyl pyrophosphate amidotransferase (gene PPAT). Gene Ontology annotation, biological process: purine nucleotide biosynthetic process; purine nucleobase biosynthetic process. The coding region runs from base 116 to 1669 and encodes 517 amino acids. Gene Ontology annotation, molecular function: amidophosphoribosyltransferase activity. Lineage: Eukaryota; Metazoa; Chordata; Mammalia; Chiroptera; Mormoopidae. The record is from RefSeq and is a predicted model, not a curated record. The transcript has 11 exons.
GAGGGUUAGAGUACUCGGAAGGAAUCUUCUGAGGCGUCCGGCCAGUGCGGGCAGCUGGUUGGCGCUUAGACCCCUGCGGCGGCGGGAGUUCCCUCCACGUGCUUCCUCUGGCAACAUGGAGCUGGAGGAGCUAGGGAUCCGAGAGGAAUGUGGCGUGUUCGGGUGCAUCAGCUCAGGAGAGUGGCCCACGCAGCUAGAUGUGCCGCAUGUGAUCGCUCUGGGACUCGUGGGGCUGCAGCACCGGGGUCAGGAGAGUGCUGGUAUUGUUACCAGUGAUGGGAACUCAGUACCAACAUACAGAACACACAAGGGAAUGGGUCUCAUAAAUCAUGUCUUUACUGAAGACAAUUUGAAGAAAUUAUAUACUUCAAAUCUUGGAAUUGGACACACGAGGUACGCGACUACAGGAAACUGUGAAUUAGAAAACUGUCAGCCCUUUGUUGUUGAAACACUUCAUGGGAAAAUAGCCGUAGCACAUAAUGGCGAACUGGUCAAUGCUGCUCGAUUAAGAAAAAAGCUUCUGCGCCAUGGUAUCGGUCUGUCAACAAGUUCUGACAGUGAAAUGAUCACCCAGUUACUGGCAUAUACCCCUCCUCAGGAACAAGAUGACACCCCAGAUUGGGUAGCAAGGAUUAAAAACUUAAUGAAGGAAGCACCCACAGCAUACUCCCUACUUAUAAUGCACAGAGAUGUUAUUUAUGCUGUACGCGAUCCUUAUGGAAAUCGCCCUCUAUGUAUUGGUCGUCUUAUUCCUGUAUCUGAUAUAAAUAAUAAAGAGAAAAAAUCUUCAGAAACGGAAGGAUGGGUAGUGUCUUCAGAAUCCUGUAGCUUUUUAUCUAUUGGUGCAAGAUAUCACCGUGAAGUUUUGCCUGGAGAAAUUGUGGAAAUAUCUAGACAUAGCGUCCGAACUCUUGAUAUUAUACCAAGGUCUGGAGGAAACCCAAUGGCUUUUUGUAUCUUUGAAUAUGUUUAUUUUGCAAGGCCAGACAGUAUAUUUGAAAACCAAAUGGUUUAUACAGUAAGAUACCGGUGUGGGCAGCAGCUGGCGAUUGAAGCCCCUGUGGAUGCAGAUUUGGUUAGCACUGUUCCGGAAUCUGCUACGCCCGCUGCUCUUGGUUACGCCGGAAAGUGUGGACUUCCAUAUGUUGAGGUGCUAUGUAAAAAUCGAUAUGUAGGAAGAACCUUCAUUCAGCCAAACAUGAGGUUAAGACAACUUGGUGUUGCAAAAAAAUUUGGAGUAUUGUCGGACAACUUUAAAGGCAAAAGAAUUGUUCUUAUAGAUGAUUCAAUUGUGAGAGGCAAUACUAUCUCACCCAUAAUCAAAUUGCUCAAAGAAUCUGGUGCAAAGGAGGUGCACAUUCGAGUAGCUUCACCGCCAAUUAGGUAUCCAUGCUUCAUGGGAAUAAACAUACCAACGAAAGAAGAGCUUAUUGCCAAUAAACCGGAAUUUGAGCAGCUUGCCGAAUAUCUAGGAGCAAACAGUGUUGUAUAUCUGUCAGUAGAAGGACUGGUUUCAUCUGUACAAGAAGGGAUAACAUUUAAAAAACAGAAAGUAAAAAAGCAAGAUAUUAUGAUUCAGGAAAAUGGGAAUGGUCUGGAAUGCUUUGAAAAGAAUGGUCAUUGUACAGCUUGUCUCACUGGAAAAUACCCUGUGGAAUUGGAUUGGUAGCUGGUAGGGGUAGAUACAAUGUUUUAAGAUAUAAAGUUGGUCAAGAAGUGAUAGUGGUUACAUCUUAUCCACUUAGUGUUACUCAGUUGUUACAAUAUAAAUGCCAUAUGGUUAUGUUGCCUUUGUAAGUUUUGAGUUGUUCUUUUUUUCCUGAAAAGGGUACCAAAGUGCUAUGUUUUCUUUAAUAAACCUAGAUAAAUAUUUUGUUGUUAUCUAGGGACUUGGAUGGUCCUUUCAGUUUUAUAUUAGUAGUUUAGUACUUUGAAGCUAUCCAUUAUGAGAUUAUCAACAGUAAUGUAAAGGAUGGGUAAAUUUUCGAUUUUAGAGGGGAUUGCCACAUAUUAUACCUUACCACAAAUUCUUAUAGAAUUUUGUGGAAUGUUUCUUAUGUUAUUGAAAUUCAGUUAUGGAAUAUUUUCAUAAUUGAACCUUGCUAGUUUCAUAUUACACAACAAUACUGAUACUCUGUUUUUCACACUAGCAACAGCUAGCCAUUUUCACCUGGUCAGAGAAGGCAGGUGGUCAAGUGGCAUUUGCCAGGUCCAUGUUUCAAAGAGUUUGCAGUCAGAUGGUGUGAUACAAACAGGACAUGUUAAAUAUAACAUUUCAUGCAAAUGUGAAUCUAUUAUACCCCAAAUGGAUCAAGUCUGUAGUAUUCUGAUUGCAAUUAUGACGUCGGCUCUCUUGUCUCACUUGAAACAAAUCUUUUUUUUAAUGCCUUUCUGUGCCUCACUUUUCCUGACCUGGGCAGUGAGGUACUUAUAUCACUAAAUUAAAUGAUUAACAGGAAUUUGAAUAUGUCAUAGUGUUGGUGGUUAGAGCCAUCAUCAUCACACAUGUAUUUUAAGACAGUGCAUGGUUAUUACCUUUUGAAAUGUUGGCUGUCAGUUUGCCAUCGAGGUUUCAUUAUGAUGAAGGGGAUACACAGUUUAGCAGGGCUUUGCCUACCUGCCUUUGAGGUGCCCUCAGAAAUGAUUGUAAAAAAUAUGUCUGUGGAAAAAGUUUUCCUGCAUUUGACUAGGAAGCGUGAUCCAUACUACUUGUGUCCUGAUAGUACAAAGUCCAGCAAAUAACCCAGUGCAUUUGAAGAAAAAAAUAAAAUUUUAGAUUCUAAUAAAGCUUUAAUUUUUACUUGAUCUCUUGCAAGCACUAGGUCUGUCUGGAAAAAGUGCAGCCAUUGUUAAUAUAACAAGAACAGUUUGUGUGAUAGCAGUGUAACCUGGCAGCCAAGGAGAGUAGACUGGAGUGCACAUGUGUGAACAAUGAUGACCUCACUGUACUUGUCAGUCAGGCUGGUAGAUGCCCUUGAGUGACCAUGUCUCCUGUGUGGCUGUCACAUUCAAAAUGACUGAGCAAGUAAAACAAUGAAUCUGCAUCAAA